UGUGUUUCUGUCCUAAAUCCACUAGAAAAAGUAAACGUCAACAUUUAGAUAUGUACGGUGAAAAUGAAUCGUAGUGAGGGAUUUGUUAAAAGGAGAAAUGUAACGCGUGAAAACGGUGACAGUGUCAACUCGAAGGAAACAAACAACGAUGAAAAAAAAUCGAUUGAGGAGAGCGAGGAGGGCGAUUCGAAGGAAACGCGUUUGACUUUGAUGGAGGAGGUUUUACUGCUAGGUCUGAAAGAUAAAGAAGGAUACACAUCGUUUUGGAAUGAUAGUAUAUCAAGUGGUUUAAGGGGGUGCAUUUUGGUGGAGUUAGGGUUAAGGGGCCGUGUGGAGUUGGAGAGAGUGGGUAUGCGCAAAAGAAGUCUGCUGGCGAGAAAGUUGAUAUUGAAAUCCGACACACCAAUCGGAGAUGUUCUUCUCGACGAAGCGCUGAAACACAUGAAGGAAACAGAACCCCCGGAAACCGUGCAAAGCUGGAUCGAAUACCUUAGCGGUGAAACAUGGAACCCUCUGAAGCUUCGGUACCAGCUGAAAAACGUCAGGGAACGUCUGGCGAAAAACUUGGUCGAGAAGGGCGUUCUAACAACGGAAAAACAGAAUUUUCUUUUCUUCGAUAUGACCACACACCCUUUGACCGACAAUGUAACCAAAGGUCGGUUAAUCAAGAAGGUGCAAGAUGCUGUUCUAUCGAAAUGGGUUAAUGAUCCUCAACUCAUGGACCGAAGGAUGCUGGCGUUGAUUAUUUUAGCGCACGCCAGCGACGUUCUAGAAAACGCUUUUGCCCCACUCAAUGACGAUGACUACGAAAUUGCCACCAAAAGGGUUAAAAAACUGUUGGACCUUAAUUAUGAAAAUGAAUCCAACAAUCCCAAUAUAUCAGAUGUCUUGUGGGCUGUUUUUGCUGCAUUGGCAAAAUAAUACAUCAAGAAAACUUUGUUCUCAUGAAAACUGUAUCUUAAAAACUAUUAAUCACUGAUUAUUGAAAUUAUUAUAUAUAUAUUUAUAAUUUAGUUAAUCUAGCUAUAUAUAUUCAAAUUAUUCAUUAACAUUAAUACUUUUUGAGAUACAGCCUGCAAUAGGUUUGUCCUAUCUACUGCGCGUGCGCUUUACAUACCUACAGUGCGCUCAUGAGGACUAAUACCGUUUUUUUUUCUGUAAAAUUUCACUAGGGUAUUAAUAUUUUAUACCGUGUUUGUUUUUCAAUAAUUUAGCAGUGCUGUUUCUUUUAAAAUUAUAGUUACUUGAAAUUUUAUACUGUGAUGUAGGCAUUGAAAAUUCA
Brassicogethes aeneus is the source of this 1282-nucleotide messenger RNA. Lineage: Eukaryota; Metazoa; Arthropoda; Insecta; Coleoptera; Nitidulidae. The record is from the annotation of a GenBank genome assembly.